Hypomesus transpacificus is the source of this 3261-nucleotide messenger RNA. It is a transcript of the gene tex10, whose product is annotated as testis expressed 10. Bases 154 to 2985 code for a protein of 943 amino acids. Lineage: Eukaryota; Metazoa; Chordata; Actinopteri; Osmeriformes; Osmeridae. The transcript has 17 exons. Gene Ontology annotation, cellular component: MLL1 complex; nucleus. The record is from RefSeq and is a predicted model, not a curated record.
UUUGUUUGUAUCGUUAUGGACCAGUUGCAAUGUUGGUUAUUGUUUUGUGGUUAAAUUCCGUGUUCCAAAAAGUGAUACUGCUGACAACGGGUAAUGUGGCCUGCAGAAACAAAGCGAUGUGAUGAUAAACGUUAAAACACUAAGCCUUCAGCGAUGACUAAAAGCAAGAAGAAGAGGCAGGAUGACUUCCAGAAGGUCAAACUCAAAGUGGGAAAGCUCAAACCCAAAGCAGACAACGCCACCAGCGUGAACUUCCGCACCAAGGGAAUCCACCUGACAGAGCAGCUCAAGAAAGAUGCAAGUGGACCUACUACACACAGACAACUCAGCAUCAAGGAUCUGCUGUCCCAGCUGCACCACUACAGCAGCAUUGUGAAGCAGACAGCCCUGUUGGGCCUAAAGGAGCUUCUGACUCUCCACCCCUCUGUGCUGGAGCAGCACCUCUCCCGCCUGCUGUCCGAGGUGGCUGCCGUGUUCACAGACAAGGACCCCAACGUACGGGCGGCCGCCACACGCCUGCUCAGGUUUGUGGCUCAGUGUGUUCCUGCCGACCGUGCGGCUCCCUUCUUCCCCCUGCUCAGCGCCCACCUGUCCUGUGCCAUGACACACAUCGAGGCAGGCAUCCAGAAGGACGCCCUGGCCGUCCUGGACGUGCUGCUGGAUCACUACCCCGGCCUGCUGGCCGCGCGCCCCGCCCUGCUGCUCACCAACUUCCUGGAGCUCAUCUCACACAGACGCGUGGUGGGAGGGGCCAGUGCGGUGGGAGGGGCCAGGACCCAGGAGACCAUUGGGAGGAGCUGGGCACUGUCAGUCAACCCUAGCAGGGCUGUGACUGGCCAGCAGUGGAGACUGACGGUUCUCCUCAGGCUUGGGCUGUUCCUCCAGGCGGUGGUGGAGGAGAGGCCAGCAGAGGAAGAGGGGGUUCGAGUCCCAGGUGAUGGAGUGUUUCUGUCCAGAGGAGAGGGAGGGGUGAGCACAGCCCUAGAACUCACCUGGGAGGAGCUCACCUACAGCAGGGUCGGGGUUCAGCUGUUUGAACACUCAGGGGCCAAACCCACUCCACACUCCACCUUCAGACUCAGGCCCGAGGUUGAACCAGGGUCUGGAGUGGGUGAGGGUCUGGACUCAGCUGAGGCUGUGCUGGGCUUUGCUGCCACGCUGGUACCCCUGCUGCUGGAAGUGUGGGUAGAAGCCAGCGCCAGUGAGCGGGCCCAGACUGACAGUGCUCACCUUCUCACCCCAGACUCCAUGGCUCUGAUGUUCCAAGUCCUCUCCAUCCUGCAGCUGGUCAGGAGGCUGGCACCGCAAAAGGAGCACCAGGACACCCUGGAUGCUUGGUUCCGUAGUGAGUACCUGGCUGAUUUUAAGCAGCACUUUAUGAAGAACUUCCCCUACGGCGCCCUGGACACACCUAAACCCCGGAGGAAGGCGGACGCCAAAAGGACCAAGCAGAUGGCAGCGGCCCCUGGACAGACGGUUGAGCCCCUGGCCCUUAACGUGGCCCUGUGUCAGGUCAUGGUGUCCCUCAGCCAGAGGGAGGGGCCAGGACAGGAGCCCGACGCUGAUUGGCUGAUGCCCCUGAAGACGUUUGUAAGAGAGACUCUGUCCAGCGGCGUCAAGCUGGGCAACAGACACCUGCACACUCUGCUGGACACAGUGUGGAAGAUGGUGCUCACACAGAGGAGUCGGGCUGUAACUGAGGACUUGUUGCAGGCUGUGUGUGUUCAGUACAAGCUGAGAAACCUGAGCCUGCAGACCCGCUCCCUGCUGCUGUCCUUCUACAGCAGGCUGUACCUGCAGGAGCACACACACACACACAUCGCCAGGAGUCGCGUGCUGUCUCGGUGGUUGGCUGCUCUGCCUGUGCAGCUGUCCCAGCUGGGCCCCCGUAACCCUGCCCUGUCCUCCUGGCUCCUGCUGUCCAUCCAGGCUGCAGCCUCGCGGGGCAACAAGGACCUGCUGAACAGCCUGCAGGCUAACGCCCUCCAGCUCUACGAUCCUCAGGAGGGUAGUGUGGUGUUGUUGCCGGCAGAGUCUCAGCAGCGAUUGGUGCAGCUGCUCUAUUUCCUCCCUGUGAUGUCACAGUCUCUAAUGGCCAAUCUGAGUCGCUGCUGCACCGCCGGGCGCAUCUCAGCAGGGCUGGCCGCGUCGCUCAUCCGCAUCAUUCACUUCAGGUCUUCUCUGAGGGGCUGGUCUGUAGGGAGCCAGGACGUGGCCCUGCGAGAUGUGGACUACAUCAGCUUCCUGUUCUCCACUCUCACAGGCUUCUCGUCUGAUGAGCUAACUACACUACAGGAAGCGGGCGAUGGGAGUGUCCUCCCGCCCUCCCCCUUGUCCCCCCUCAGCCUGUAUCACACACCCCUGGAGCAGUUCACACACCACUGGGACGUUGUAGAGGAAGUGUGCCGCUGCCUGGAGACAUCAGGGUCGAGGUCCCAGUGUUUUGAUGUGCUGCAGAAUGGCAUUUGCAAACACCUGACCAAGCUGCAGGUGGUUCCAGACAGCAUGGCUGCAGGGCUGCUGAGAGCCAUGGCACGCCUGCUGGAGCCCUCUGUCCUGCCCAGCGAGGCCCUGCUGCGCUUCCUGUCGCUCUGCUGCCUCAGCCUACUGGCCCUGCUCUCUUCCCUGCAGCACGACCCACACUCACACAGCAACCACAAGAGGGAGGCAGUGUUGGAUGCGUGUGUGUGUGCUCUGAGCAGUGUUCCCAGGCUGCUGCGCAUGCUGCUGCAGUCUCUGCGGCCGGCUGACCUGUGUGAGGAGGAGCUCCCUCAGCUGGGCCACAUCCUGACUCUCCUGCUGCAGCAUGCGCCCAUGCGCAGCCACCUGCUGGCCAACGUUGCGCCGCUGCAACACGUCCUGCAGGAACUGAUGAGGUACUGCCGUGGCGAGGCAAGGCAGCAGUGGUUGACAGACCUGAUGUACUGCUACAGUGUCACCAUGGCCAGUCACCAUGGCAACCUGGGUCUUCGAGAAAUCUACUGACCACACCCAUCACACCUGGAGCCUUCAUCCCCUUGCAGGCCUCUCCAGAAUUUCAACACAGGACCACAUUGAAUAGAGCAGACAUGCUUCUUGGCCAUAUGGGCUAAAGAUGCUCGUGGGCUCUGUACAUUACAUUUGUAUGUUAGAUUUUUUUGUGAAUUCCCAGAAAUCGAUCUCUGGCCUGUGCUCCUCACAGACACAGGCCACACCCCUCAGACAGACAGGCCACACCCCUCAGACAGACAGGCCACACCCCUCAGACAGACAGGCCACACC